This is a messenger RNA of Mesitornis unicolor (brown roatelo), 633 nucleotides long. Its product is annotated as myotubularin-related protein 5-like. NCBI's taxonomy places the organism in Eukaryota, Metazoa, Chordata, Aves, Mesitornithiformes, Mesitornithidae. The annotation marks the transcript as partial. The transcript is spliced from 5 exons. The record is from RefSeq and is a predicted model, not a curated record.
GGCUUCGCCCCCGUCUUCCUGCAGUUCCUGGACUGCGUGCACCAGAUCCACCUGCAGUUCCCCAUGGAGUUCGAGUUCAGCCUGUACUACCUGAAGUUCCUCAGCUACCACUACGUCUCCAACCGCUUCCGCACCUUCCUGCUGGACUCCGACUACGAGCGCAUCGAGCUGGGGCUCCUGUACGAGGAGAAGGGCGAGAGGAAGAGCCAGCAGGUCUACAAAUCUGUCUGGGAUUACAUCGACCGCCUCAACAGGAAAUUCAACUACAUGUACGCCCCCGAGGAUGGCGAGGUGCUGAGGCCGUACAGCAACAUCUCCAACCUGAAGGUGUGGGACUACUACACGGAGGAGACGCUGUCCGAGGGCCCAUCCUACGACUGGGAGCUGGCGCAGGGGCAGCCGGAGCGCGUGGAGGACGAGCGGCAGGAGGCGGGGGCGCCGCAGAGCAAGCGCAGGAUCAUCUGGCCCUGCUACGACAACCGCGGCCGCGCCGAGCCCGACGCCAUCUCCAAACUCCUGGAGGAGCUGCACAACCUGGAGAUGGAGCUGGGGCAGGUCCCGGAGCGCUGGAAGGACACGUGGGACAAGGUCAAGGCCUCGCAGCGCAGCGAGACGCGGCAGGAGGGCAGCCGG